AAAUAAAAGUGCGUCAUGGCCAUUCCACAUUUGCUUCUUAGGCUGCCAAAUUUGCAUUCAUCCUUCAAUUUCAUUACCUAAAAUUUCUUAAAGCUUGGCUAACACAUUUCACUAAAAUUCAGUCAUGGAAAUGGUGGCUUCAAUCCUUAGUCCAAUAGUGGUAGAGACAGGCCGAUUAUUCUGUGGCUCCUGUCCAGAAAUUAAGGGCUUCAUCAGAUUCAAAACAAAUCUUAGUGCCUUGGAAAAGGAGGUGAAGAGUCUGACAGAUCUAAGGAAUAAAGUGCAAGAAGAAGUUGAACCAGAUGAAACUCACAAGAUAGAAUGGCAUAGAGAGGUCGGAAGAAUUAUUCUUGAAGUGAAUUCAGUGCUAGAAAUUAUGACAGCUGACUACAAAAAGCUGUGUGGAUGUUUCUUUCAUUGCAAUGAAAGAUACAAACUUAGCAGGGAAACAACUAGAUUGCUGAAAGAGGUAAAAAGACUUCUGAAGGCUGGCAAUAUAAUGGUGAAUGAACAUCCUUUUGUGGAAACAGUUGCGGAAAUCCCUGGACCUUUUAUCGAAAAUGAAACAACUGCAACGAAAACUUUAGACGAAAUUAUGAACUUAUUGAAUGAUGAUAAUGUUAUGAGGAUUGGUGUUUGGGGCAUGGGAGGUGUAGGCAAGACUACCCUGGUAAGAAACUUGAACAACAAGCUCAAGGGCACUUCUUCGACACAGUAUUUUAGCUUGGUACUAUGGGCUACGGUGUCCAAGGACCUGGACAUUAAAAGGGUCCAAAUACAAAUUGCAGAGAGAUUGAAUUUGGAGGUUAAAAUGCAAGAAACUGUGGAAAGGUUAGCAAUUCGACUUCAUAAAAGGCUCCGAAAGGUGAAUAAGUUUCUUCUUAUCUUAGAUGAUGUCUGGGAGACUAUCGAUCUGGACCUAUUGGGUUUCCCACAACCUGAAAUUCAAACUGGCUCUAAGAUCAUAUUGACAUCUCGCUCUCUGGGAGUAUGUAAGCAGAUGAAAACUGAUAAACAAGUGAAAGUUGAUGCCCUGAAUGAUGAAGAGGCGUGGAAAUUGUUUACUAGAAAUGCAGGGAACGUAACGACUUUAGAACGUAUUGAACCACUGGCAAAGGCAGUUGCCAGAGAAUGUAGAGGUUUGCCUUUGGCUGUCAUCACCAUGGGGACAGCUAUGAGGGGAAAGACAAUUGUCAGGCUGUGGAAGCAUGCUUUGAAUGAGUUGCAAAGAUCAGUGCCAUGUGUUGAAGGGAUUGAAGAUAAAGUCUACAAGCCUGUAAAGUGGAGUUACGAUAAACUGAGAGGUAAGAAUACUUAGUCUUGGUUCCUUUAUUGCGCUUUGUUUCCUGAGGAUUUUUCAAUCGAAGUACACGAACUAGUAAGGUGUUGGUUGGCGGAAGGAUUACUAGAAGAACAAGAAAAUUAUGAGGAUUCAAUCAACAGGGGAAUAGCUUUGAUAGAGACCCUAAAGGACUAUUGCUUGUUAGAAAAUGGCCACCAUAAAGGCACUGUGAAAAUGCAUGAUGUUGUUCGAGAUGUUGCUAUAUGGAUUGCAUCCUCAUUGGAGAAUACAUGUAAAUUCCUUAUUCGUUCAGGGGCUGGCCUGAGCCAGAUUUCUGAGAUCGAGUUACUGAAUUCACUAAGAAGAGUUUCUUUUAUGAAUAAUAAAAUCACAAGUUUGCCUGAUUGUGAGAUACAAUGUUCAGAGACCUUAAGUUUACUACUUCAAGGAAAUUUUCCCCUUGAUAGAGUACCUGACAGAUACCUACAAGGAUUUCCAGCACUCAGGCUCUUAAAUUUGAGUGGAACCCGUAUCCAGUCACUACCGCUUUCCCUUCUUCAACUACAUGAUCUUCGAGCUCUUCUUUUAAGGGAUUGCUUCUUUCUCGAAAACUUACCCCCACUUGGAGGCCUUAGUAAACUUCAAACACUUGAUCUAUGUGCCACUGGUAUUAGAGAAUUGCCCAGAGGGAUGGAAAAUUUGAGCAAUAUACAGCAACUAGAUCUCUCCCGGACUCACUAUCUCAAAACAAUCCAAGAUGGAAUCAUAUCCAGUUUGUCUUCUUUGGAGGUUCUAGACAUGACACUCAGUAAUUAUCACUGGGGACUGAAAGGAGAGGUAGAAGAGGGAGAAACGAGUUUUGAAGAGCUGCGAUGCCUACAGCGGUUACUCGUCUUAUCCAUUCGACUGAAGGGCCUUCCAUCUCCAGGCUCUGAAGAUCUUACCUGGAUAAAUAGAUUAAUAAGAUUCCAAUUCUUUAUAGGUCCAACAGCAAACUCCUUGCCAACUAAACAUGACAAAAGGAGAGUGACAAUCAGUAGCCUUGAUCUUUCAGGUGAAUGGAUCGGUUGGUUUCUGACUAAUGCAAGUUCAUUUGUCCUGAAUCAUUGUCGGGGGCUAAAUCAAAUGCUUGAAACCUUGGUCAUAUACAGCGUUGAUCAAUUUUCCAGUUUGAAAUCUCUAACCAUUGCAAGUUCCAACAGCAGCUUAAGGCCAGAGGGAGGAUGUGCCGCCCAUUAUGAUCUGCUACCAAAUCUGGAAGAACUUCAUCUCCACGAUCUCACCUAUUUGGAGAGCAUUUCAGGACGUUGGUCAGGACUCAGAUUUUUAAGACUAAAAUCUUUGGAUGUGACUCACUGUCCAAGGUUGAAAUAUCUUCUCGCAUACGGUAGCUUCAUUCUAGACCUACCAAAUCUGGAACAGAUCAAGGUAAACUUCUGUGAAAAUUUGGUUGAGCUGUUUCAUUAUUAUUCAGAGCAAAGCUUUACUCCAGAACCUGUUGUUCCAAAACUUCGGACAUUGGAACUGAAGUAUCUCCCCAAGCUAAGGAAUCUUUGCAGACAGGAUGAGUUGUGGCAAAGUCUAGAGGAAGUUGAUGUGAUCAAGUGCAAUCUGCUAGGGAAGUUGCCUCUCACUUCUCAAAAUGCAAAUGGUAUCAGAAAAAUAAGAGGAGAGCUGCAGUGGUGGAGCCAAUUGGAUUUUGACAAGGAUACCAGAUCGAGUCUACAGCCUUUCUUCAAACAGGCUGAUAUGGAGGUAAGACCAAUGGAGAUGCAGAGAAUAGAUGGAACAGUUUUGUAAGAUAAAGAUAAGAGAUCUGAUCAUAUAGUCCCUUGACCAACAGAGUUUAUUUCCCCUUUCUCCAUAAAGUAUGUAAUGCUUCCUCUUCGGUAUCAUAUACGUAUAGUAUGUAACAUUCCAUGGAUGAUGGACCCUUACCCAUUUUUUCGGGUGGGUUCUGAGAGUUACUCAUUUUCUUUGGUGGGGCUCAGAAUCUCUUACCCACUUUCUAUUGUGAGGUUUAAAGCGUCUUCUCCUUGAUUCAUACCUAGGACAUCAUCCUUGAAACUGUUGAUUCGUUUUCUAUUCUCAACUUGUUAGAGAAACAGUCUGAUAGUCAUGUGCGCCAAAACUAUACUUAGACAA
Messenger RNA from Pistacia vera, 3427 nucleotides. Its product is annotated as disease resistance protein At4g27190-like. NCBI's taxonomy places the organism in Eukaryota, Viridiplantae, Streptophyta, Magnoliopsida, Sapindales, Anacardiaceae. Gene Ontology annotation, molecular function: ADP binding. The record is from RefSeq and is a predicted model, not a curated record.